AUGGUCUCCGAGAAGCCUGGAAUCUCAAAGGACCGGAUAUGGAUCGACGGUUGCUUUGACUUUGCUCACCAUGGCCAUGCCGGCGCAAUGCUGCAAGCCCGCCAACUGGGCAACUCGCUCUACGUCGGCGUCCACUCCGACGAGGAAAUCCUCGAAAACAAAGGCCCUGUCGUCAUGACCCUUCCCGAGCGCGUUCUCGCCGUCGAAGCCUGCAAAUGGGCCACAAAAGCCGUGCCCGGCGCGCCUUACGUCACAGACCCUGCAGUUAUGGAUGAGUGGGGUUGUUUCUACGUCGUCCAUGGCGACGAUAUCACGACCGACGCUAAUGGCGAGGACUGCUACCGCGUGGUCAAAGAGGCAGGGCGGUUUCUGAUCGUCAAGCGGACGCCAAAUAUCUCGACGACAGACCUCGUCGGCCGCAUGCUGCUAUGUACCAAGAACCACCAUAUCCAGACCGUCAAAGAUGCAAGCAAAGAAGCAGGGCUCAUCACACGGCAAAACCUCGACAAAUUCAACACAUACGCCACCAGCGAAGACGGUCGCAGUGCACGCGACGGCGUCUACAUCUACGCCGGCGACAGCCUGCCUGCGACGCUGAUCAAGCCGGACGAGGGGUUCAUGAAGAAGCAGCGCAAGAUGAUUUACGUCGAUGGCGGAUUCGACCUCUUCUUUGCCGGACACAUCGAGUUCUUACGUCUGGUGUCUGAGGCGUCGAAAUCGAUCGCCAACGAUCUCGGCGAGGAAGUCGGUAUAGUCGUCGGCAUCCACGACGACGCCACGGUCAACAAGUUCAAGGGCCUCAACUACCCGAUCAUGAACCUCUUUGAGCGCGCGCUCUGCGUCCUGCAGUGCAAAUACGUCUCGCACAUCGUGCUUCAGGCACCUUACUCGCCGUCAAAGCAAUUCAUCGAGUCUCUACCCUGGGACAUCAUCCGCGUCAUGCACGGCCCGACCGACUUCACCGCGUCGGCAAUGACGGAUCCAUACUCUGAAGCCAAGGCUCUCGGGCUUUACCUGGAGAUUGCGAAUCACCAGUACAGCUCGAUCUCGACCGAGACGAUUGUCGAGCGUGUUACCCGGAACCGCGGUGUUUACGAGGAGCGGCAGCGGCGGAAGGGAUGGAAAGCAGAGGUUGAGAGCAAGCUGCUGCAGGCGGAGAGUCAAUAG
Molecule: messenger RNA, 1167 nt
Organism: Myxozyma melibiosi
Lineage: Eukaryota; Fungi; Ascomycota; Lipomycetes; Lipomycetales; Lipomycetaceae
Exons: 3
Coding region: 1-1167 (388 amino acids)
Biological process (GO): phosphatidylethanolamine biosynthetic process
Cellular component (GO): cytoplasm
Molecular function (GO): ethanolamine-phosphate cytidylyltransferase activity
Source: RefSeq, a predicted model, not a curated record